This is a messenger RNA of Saxophila tyrrhenica, 1311 nucleotides long. RefSeq names its product tRNA-dihydrouridine synthase 2 (gene dus2). The record is from RefSeq and is a predicted model, not a curated record. Gene Ontology annotation, molecular function: flavin adenine dinucleotide binding; tRNA dihydrouridine synthase activity. Bases 1 to 1311 code for a protein of 436 amino acids. Gene Ontology annotation, cellular component: cytoplasm. NCBI's taxonomy places the organism in Eukaryota, Fungi, Ascomycota, Dothideomycetes, Mycosphaerellales, Extremaceae. Gene Ontology annotation, biological process: tRNA dihydrouridine synthesis. The transcript has a single exon.
AUGACAUCGACGGCGAAACGAGUGCCGAUCCCAAAGAAUGGAGUCGAUUACCGCGGCCGUAUCGUUUUGGCCCCGAUGGUGAGAUCAGGAGAAUGUCCGUCACGACUGCUCGCUCUCGAAUAUGGCGCGGACCUGGUAUGGGGUCCAGAAACCAUCGACAAGGCUCUCAUUGGCACCGCGAGACAUAUCAACCCUGUGACGAAUACAGUUGACUUCACGCGCCUCUCAUCAAACGGUGCCAAGAACCCAGCAAUCAACCCAGACCAGAGAGAGAGCAUCAUCUACCGCCUGCACCCAGAGAAGGAAGGCAAGAAAUUGAUCUACCAGAUCGGAACGUCGAAUCCCGAAACCGCCGUCCAAGCCGCCAAACUCAUCGCUCCUGACGUCGCUGGGAUCGAUGUUAAUGCUGGAUGCCCGAAGCCGUUCAGCACAUCCGGUGGCAUGGGGGCAGCGCUGCUCAAAAAGCCUGAUCUACUAUGCUCCAUUUUGAGAGCACUCGUGAAGGAGGUCGGCGAGCCGAACGAGAUAGGCAUCAGCGUCAAGGUCCGCAUCCUCGAUACGGCGGAAGCGACUGAGGCACUUGUCAGGCAGCUAUGCGACACUGGGAUUACAGGCUUGACGGUCCACUGCCGCACGACGCCCAUGCGGCCGCGAGAACGAGCGAUUCGAGACCAGCUGCGCAUGAUCGCCGACAUUUGCCGAGAAGCGGGUGUGGCGUGCUUGAUGAACGGCGAUGUCACAUCUCGAGACGAAGCACUUGGUCUGAUCACUGAGUUCGGCGUCGACGGUGCGAUGAUCGCCACAGCGGCAGAGACCAAUCCGUCCGUCUUCAAACCUAAAGACGAAGGCGGCGAAGCACCCUGGCACGAAGUCGUGAAGGAAUACGUCAAGACAGCCAUGGAAGUCGAGAACCGCUUCGGCAACACGAAAUACCUCUUGGGUCAGAUGAUACCCGGCAAACUCCCCGCUUACAAAUCCAUGAUGACUGCGAAAAGCUACCGCGACAUCGUCAAAGCCCUCGGGCACGACGCUGAGCUCGGCGAAUCUGCGAGUGAUGUGGACAAGCGACUGGAGAUUGGUGCAUUCGAGAAGCCGAAGAUGACGAAAGCGGAGCGGAAAGCUGCGAAUAAAGCUGCUGCGAAGCAGGCUGAGGCGGCAGAGGAGAAGCAGUCGGAGGAAGUACAGGAACAGCCGUCUGCUGCGGGCGUGAAGAGGAGCGCGGAGACUGCAGGGCUGGAUAUGCCGCCGGAUGUUGCGCGGGAGCAGGCGCCUGCUUCCAUGCCUGAGCGGGCGUCUGUGUUGUCGGUCUGA